Messenger RNA from Sitodiplosis mosellana (orange wheat blossom midge), 839 nucleotides. Its product is annotated as phospholipase A2 inhibitor-like. The annotation marks the transcript as partial. Lineage: Eukaryota; Metazoa; Arthropoda; Insecta; Diptera; Cecidomyiidae. The record is from RefSeq and is a predicted model, not a curated record. Gene Ontology annotation, molecular function: protein binding. The transcript has a single exon.
AACAAUUUUAACCGGCUCGGAUGGGUAUUCAAAGAAGUGGAUUGGCACCAUAAAUUUCUCAUCUUGUGAACGGCCAGAGCUUCCGAAUGACUUCUUUGAAGUUUAUUCCGAACUUUACUCUUUGGACAUGUCAUAUCUGGGCCUAUCAUCGCUUGCUGAGGGAAUGUUUUGGGGUGCUUUGAAAUUACGUAAUUUACGCGUAUCACAUAAUGAAAUCACGGAAAUCCCGUCAUUAUUUUUCUACUAUAAUCAGCUAUUGACUAAAGUCGAUUUGUCAUAUAACAAGAUCGAAAUUGUUGGUGAUCACGCAUUCGCGAGUGAUAUUCUUGAAUUAUUAGACUUGUCACACAACCAAUUGAAGACACUAAGUGCGAACAUUCUUCCGACGCACUUGGAUCGAAUGAAAUCGCUUAUGAUUGGAAACAAUCAAUUGCAUGAACUGUUUGGAUUCUACAGCUCGCGCAUUUCGAACAUGAAAAUCGUGGGCAUCGACAGUAAUCAAUUCAAUUGUUCAUAUUUAAAUACUUUAUCCCAGAUGAUCAGCACGAAUUUGGACUCGAAUUUACAUCAACUCGACUGUGAUUUGGUCAAUGUGAGAACAGCACCAGUUACCAUGAUGACGAGAGCAUGGCCAGAGGAAAUACCAUCGGCAACAGCGUUCCCCACCAACUCAACCACAACAUCAACUCGUCCACCACCAACAACAUCAACUUAUCCACCACCAAAACAGAGCCCACCCAAAAGUGUAACAAAAACGAUGAUGAGGACAAUGUCAAUGACGACGACGACGACUGAUCUACCAAAAGAAACAAGGACAUGGAUCGAAAAAGUUCGACCAA